AAGCAUUCAGCCGGAUGAAAAACCUUAGGUUUCUAAGAAUCUACGGAGUCUCACGGGAGGAUAAAGAAAUCAUAUUGCAGUUAGAGAGAGACGACGACCAUAUGUGGCACCAACUUAGAUUACUGGAAUGGUGGGGUUGCUCAAUCAAACGCAUGCCUUCUAACUUUCGUGCAGAAAAUCUUGUUGAAUUCAUAAUGCCGGAUAGCAACCUUAAGAAACUGUGGGACGACGAUGCGCUUCUUAAUAACCUCAAGAAGAUGGAUUUGCGGAGAUCUAAAAAGCUGAAAGAACUCCCAGAUCUUUCAACUGCCACCAAUCUCGAGGAACUGUAUCUUGAAGAUUGCUGGAGUCUGUGGAGUCUUCCUUCCUCUAUUCGUUAUCUCAAGAAGCUGAGAAAGCUAGACAUGAAAAGAUGCAAAAACCUGUGGGAUCUUCCAACCAACACUGACUUGGAGUCUGUCCAUUCCCUCAAUUUCAUUGGAUGCUCCAAGUUAAGAAGUUUCCCUCAGAUUGCAAGGAAUAUCUCUCAUCUCGUUCUAGAUGAAACCAAGAUUAGAAGAGUUCCUGACGGGAUAGAAGAUAUUUCUGGGCUUAGAUACAUAUCCGUGCUUGGUUUCAGCAACUUAAAAUAUAUAUCUCCCAAUAUUUCGAAACUGAAACAUCUUGAGGUGAUGUUCUUUUCAGUCUCUGAUUUCUUAGCACGAGUGCCUUGGAAUGAAGCUUUAUGUGCAGUGGCAACGACAACAACAGACAAUAACAAUCACACUCUACUAGAUGCGGAGGAUUCCGGAGCAGAGAUGUUUGAAAAACUGGCUGUUGAUAUUUCUUUGGCAUUAAGUACUACACCCAAAACGAUUCCCAUGAUUCUAGACGAGGAAACUGUGAAAACAUUAAAUCAGCACUACGAUGAUCUAAAUGAGAAUGAUAAAUUGUUGUUUCUUCAUAUUGCUUGUUUUCUCAAUAAUGAAACAUAUGAGAUUGUGACGCAAUUGCUGGAAGACAGUGAGUUGGAUGUUGGAGGUGGUCUGGAGAUUCUAUGUGAGAAGUAUCUUAUACAAAUAUCAGAAGAGAAAGUCAUAAGUAUGCAUCCCGUGCUGCAAAAAAUGGGCAGGUUGACAGUUCGUAGAACAUUCACUAGCCAGAGUGUAUAUCGUAAUUUCUUGAUGGAUAGUAGCGAGAGUUUCGACCUACUUAUUGAUCAAGCUGGUGUUAAUAAUGUGGUUGGGAUGUCGUUUGGAGUAUCAGAAAUGGAAGAGAGAUUAACAAGAGAUGAAAGAUUCAGGGGAAUGAAAAGGGUGAAGUUUUUGAGAAUGUACAAGGACAUUUUGCACGGUAAAGAAGUCAGAGUUCAUUUAGUAAAAGGCGUCCGCUCUAUGUGGAGAUGCCUUAAGAAUAUUUGAUGGACACUUUGCCAAGGAAGAAGGCAACGCCUGUUUUUACUGGAGCAUACAUUCAUACAUUGUAUGUGUCGGUGUCGUUUGUCGUUAUUCGACAAAGGGAAGAGUUUGAGGGCGUUGUGAACGGAGGAAGGGCAACGCUUAC
Eruca vesicaria subsp. sativa (arugula) is the source of this 1542-nucleotide messenger RNA. The record is from the annotation of a GenBank genome assembly. NCBI's taxonomy places the organism in Eukaryota, Viridiplantae, Streptophyta, Magnoliopsida, Brassicales, Brassicaceae.